Stylonychia lemnae is the source of this 1860-nucleotide messenger RNA. NCBI's taxonomy places the organism in Eukaryota, Ciliophora, Spirotrichea, Sporadotrichida, Oxytrichidae. The record is from the annotation of a GenBank genome assembly.
AUGAAAUCGAAGAAGGAUGAAGUAAUUAAGACAAUAUUUAAGAAGAGAAAAGAAAAGAUGUUAUCAAUGGAAACUCCUAAAGAUACACUUACACAUCAUGUAUCCUCUUCAACAUUUGAUGGCUUCAAUAACUCACAUUUCCAUCAUCACAACCUAUCGUAAUUCGAAAAUCCAAUAAAUCAAAUAUCAAUCACAAAUAUUGGUGCGAUAGUGAACACUGAUAAUCAGCAACACAGUAAUAGUAUAUCAAAGGUACUAAAAGACAAAAAAUACAGAAAAUUUGCUGCUGAAAGAACUCAGACUCCCCCUCCUCCAACAACAAUGAUGAGAAUGGUUAAUACUCAAAAUAGCAAUGAGAAAAGUCUAUAAAAUAGUAGCUCAUUUAUAAGUAAAAAGUAGACAGCCUAUAUCAAUCCUAAAAAUCCUGAUGAGACUGCUUACGUUCCAUCAUCAGUCACCUCUAAUAAGAUUUAAUCUUCAGUACAAAAUAAUAAGAAAGUUAACAUUAAGCUAAAUAACUUUGUAAAGACUAGCAAUAAAUAAGAAAACAAUAAUCUAUUGCAAUCUAUUUCUGAGAGGUAAAAGAGACCUCAAUCUUCAAAUGAUAAUAUAUCAAUUAUGUCAUCUUUCUCAAAUAAUACUAACUCUAUACCUCAGACAAUGAAUAACACAGUUAAUAAUCAUCAUUAAAGUUCAAAGAGUCAAAUGCAAUAUGUUUAGAAUUUUUAACUGAACAAAAAUAUCAAUGUCAAAAUUUAGCAAGCUACAUUCCUACAACAUUAAUAUACAUUUAAUGCGCACAACAAUACGAUAUCUGACCUCUCUUGUGAUGACUUUAAUAGCGGUAUUCUAUACUCGUCAUCAUAUGACUAUUCUGUAAAAGUUUGGAAUCUUACAAAUGAGGGAAGAUCAUUGUCCUAUGAGGCUUAGUUCUCACCUUUUUCUAAUGAUAGCUAGCAUGGAAAUAGACCUCCUAGCUCAUAUAGUACAAAUAAUUUCGGUUCUGCUUCUAUGAUCUAGCCAAUUAAGAAAUUUGAUAGCAAAUAAAGAUAGAGAGUUAAUUCUUUAGUUCAUUUAGGAGUAUUUGGCGUGCUAGCUGCUGCUGGAAACGACAAAUUGAUUAAACUUUAUACAACUAAAUUUAGCUAGAAUAAGCUAGAGCAUCAGCAUACAAUAAAAGGAGGACAUGCAGGAGUUAUCAAUAAUCUAGCCAAAGUUGAAAAUGAUAUGAUAGCAAGUAGUUGCUCAGAUGGAUACAUUAGAAUCUUCAAUCUAAGCCACCAAAAUUAUCAGGAACCAUCGUUGAUUUUGGAGCAGCUAGAUUCAUCUCCUGAAUUAAUUAAUGUUCUGAAUAAGAAUUGCCUUCUAUCAACAGGAUCUGAUGGAGGCAUAAGAUUAUGGGAUAUCAGAUAACCUGAAGCUCCAGUUCAGACUUAUCACAAGUUUCAUUAUGAUAAAAUUAACACUAUUGACAACUUAUCUGGGUAUGUAUUCGCCUCAGCCUCUGAUGAUAGUAAUAUUAAUAUGUGGGAUAUCAGAAUGUCAAAAAUGCUCAAGUAGAUUAGAUUUGAAAAUGAUCAUGUAGGCUGCAUUAAAUUUAUCAAGCAGAAUUAUUUAAUUGCUUCUCAUGCUAAUUAACUCACUUUGCUGUCAAUAAGAGAUAAUUUUACAACCAGAUAGACAUUUGCUUAGAAUGAUAUAGAAGACAGAUUUAGUAUUUAGUCUACUUUAGAAGAUACAGGAGUACAAAACAGUACACAUAGAACAAAGGCUAUAGCAUUUUCAGAGAAGGAUAGGAAGUUAUAUGUUGCAGGUUUUGAUAAGAAAAUUCAAGUUUGGAAUAUUAAUUUAGUUUUAUGA